Molecule: messenger RNA, 1331 nt
Organism: Spizellomyces punctatus DAOM BR117
Lineage: Eukaryota; Fungi; Chytridiomycota; Chytridiomycetes; Spizellomycetales; Spizellomycetaceae
Exons: 8
Coding region: 27-1184 (385 amino acids)
Biological process (GO): mitotic sister chromatid cohesion; maintenance of mitotic sister chromatid cohesion
Cellular component (GO): chromosome, centromeric region; Ctf18 RFC-like complex; chromatin
Source: RefSeq, a predicted model, not a curated record
GCCAAUUACAUGCCUAUCUCAUAACCAUGACUGGACAGGAAGCCGCAUUGAUAUUCUCGCCACAAUUCCAUCCCAACAUCAAUGAAUAUACCCUAAUUGAGCUACCAAAAGAAGUCUUGGAUCACUUGCCAAAUAAUGAGAAUGAGAAUUCGGGAAGUCUUAUAAUAAGGGGCCUCGAGACGGACAAUGCUGUAGUGUGCACCAAAACAAUGACUUAUUCCAUAAGCAAUGUGCAAAGUUCAAAUACAAUGCUCUUCGCGCGACCUACAGGCGACCAUUCACAACCAACCCUCAACACUGGCUAUGAAAUUCAAGAUUCCUUAUCAUCUUAUUGGGAACUGACACCAUGUCAGCCGAGGGUGGAUCGGUUGCGAACGGUGUUGGAAGAUGCGCCAUACCGAGGGCCAACUGAGGAGGCCAGAACGCAGGCCCGACGGAGCAGAGAGAAUGAGGAAGUCGAGCUCCAUACGACAAAGUCUCUUCAAAACAUUAUUCAAGCAAGUGAUGCUGAACUGUUGCAAGGACUGGAAACUUUAGGGGCUUUGGAGAUUGAUGGAUUCUGGCGAUUGGUCGAUCCCGGCUAUCAAGAGUCAAUCCUCAAAUUUUUAUUAGUAUCAGCUGUGGCGGACGACAUACCCUUUGAUCGACUGCCUCUGUCGCAUUGUGUUUCGAUGAUGGCAGAAGCGGAUGCACCAGAUUACAUAGUGCGGCAUACGUUGAUACGCUUUUCGGAGAGCCCAGACGUAUCGGGUGACAGAGACCCAAUAUUCAAGCUCUCGGAACAUAAAAUUGGGCGGUUUUUUGGCAAACAGCUGCUGGCCAAUGCUGAAACUCGACGGACCAAAUUAAGCACAUUUCUAAAUCGAUGGCGAGAAGCUGUCCCUGAACCAUUUCAUAUCGAUCUGCCAAUGCUGCAAGGUCUUUUUUUAUUAGAGGAGGAACCCAAUGGGUCCGUCAUCCAAUAUUACCCCAAGGACCUAUUGCCCAUGCACGAAAAGCCACGAUUCGAAGCUCUAUUCCAAGUACGCAAACGAUGGGCUCAUGAAGAUAUUGUGCCUUACAUUUCGGAUUUGGCUCCGACGACCAAGCAGCUAGAUGCCAUCCUCCUAAAAUACGCUAGAAUGUUUAAAGUCGGGCAACAAACAAUGUAUACGUCAAGGUUUACCUACUUCAAAGGGCGAUAAUGAAACGACAGUCAAAAGAAAUAAGAGCAUCUUGGCGACAAAAGAAAUAGACUCGAUAUAUGCCAGUAUAUGUACACAAUAUCCUUGACCUUCCCUCUAUAUACGAAUAUCUAAUCAUAGUGAUAUGCCAUUGUCCCAGAUUCCCAA